Messenger RNA from Salmo salar (Atlantic salmon), 651 nucleotides. The record is from RefSeq and is a predicted model, not a curated record. NCBI's taxonomy places the organism in Eukaryota, Metazoa, Chordata, Actinopteri, Salmoniformes, Salmonidae.
AUGGAGAGAGACCUUGAAGAGACAUCUCAUCAACUGAAGGGAGAGCAGAGCAGGGCCUCCCAGCUGGAGAUGGCUCUGAAAGGCAGACUUAAGAUCAGCGAGGAGUCUGAGACCAGGGCCUCCCAGCCGGAGAAGGAGAUGGGAGAUAUGGAGGCCAGACUGCAGGGCGAGGAGAGCAGGGCCUCUCAGCUGCUGAGGAGGGAGAUCCAGGCUAAUGUGAACAAAGUGGAGCAGUGGCUGGUGCAGAGGAUCUCCUUUGAGCAGCUCAAGGCUGAGCUGGAGGGCAAGAUGCUACCCUUCUUCUGCUUGAAGCUGAUCGUGGUGAGGGAGAGCAAGACGUGGGAGGAGGCUCUGGAGUACUGCAGGGAGCAGCACACUGACCUCACCAGCCUGGUGUCUGAGACGGAGCUGCUUCUGGCCCAGAGGGAGAGCAGGGAGACCCAGACCACCACGGCCCACUUGUGGAUGGGCCUGCGUUACCUGGCCAACCACUGGCUGUGGGUGAACGGGGACCCAGUGGUGUACGAGGCCUGGCCCCAGGGUGGACAGCAUCAGUGUCCCGCCUGGAACCUCCACUGUGGGGCCAUGGCAACAGCGGGAGCAUGGGAGACCCGGGACUGCCAGGAGAGCCUCAACUUUAUCUGCUACUGA